AUGAGAGGGCAGCCCGAGCCCGGUUCCAGCUCUGGGCAGCGGUGGCGGAGUGGGCUGCUUCUUUUCCUGGUCCUCUUCACUGCCAGGGCGAGCCAUUUCACCCCGCCGGGCUUCGAAGACAUCGAGGAGGCCUGGAUCAUCGGCGACCUCCAUGGUGAUAUCCAGUGUGCUGAACAGUGGGUGAGAAGGACCGGCUUGGUAGAUCUGGACUCGUGGAUGUGGAAGGGCAGAGAGCGUACUGCGCUGAUUUUCAUGGGCGACUAUGUGGACCGGGGCCCUGAGGGCCUUCAGGUGCUCACUUUCGUGCGUAACCUCACUUGGAGCUUUCCCAGAAAUGUUCUGGCACUUAUUGGAAAUCACGACUUGUACUUCCUCGCAGACUCGGUCCUGCCAGAUGGUGCUACUAAUCUGAUGGGCGUGCCGGUGCGAGACUUUACGUUUUCAUUUCUUCACCCAGAAGAGUAUCUGAACUGGGUACCGGAGAGCGCCGUGCAGGCGGAGGACACGUCGGAGAUCCUGCCAAACCUGCUUCUGGCCUUGCAGCAUGUCUACCAGAUGAGAGUCGAGCAGCAGGUGAUGAUGGUCGAGGGGCCCGGACAAAGAAGCCUUUUCGGCUGGCCCCCUUUUGUCGGUAACGACAUGCUGCGCCAGCGCACCACCCAGCGCCUCAGCCAGUGGCAGAAGCACCUUGCUGAAGGACUUCACAGCUCCGGCUUGGCAGAGUGGCUCCUGGAGCGCCCUGCGAUGGCGGUCGUAGCAGGAGCACUUUUCGUCCACGGCGGCUUGAUGCCCGUCCGGGACGCCUCGGAGCUGGUACCUCUAGCACCAGGAUAUCUGCACAGCCACCGGCACCACCUCUUGCAGCGGGGAGGUCCUGACUUGGAGCUCCUUCAACAGGCUACGACUUACCGUGGCUUCCAUGCGGAUGACCCAAGGGGCUGCGGGGAGGUCGAUGCUGCGAGGACCUCAGAGGAGCGCCUUGAGCGAAGUAAUGCCCAGGUAAUUCGGGCCAUGCAGGAAGUGGCUAAUGUCAGCCGCAUUGUCGUCGGGCACACUCCAGACGCGGAGGCCUACACAUUCGGGCUAAUGGGCUUUGCAUGGUCACUGCCACCGCUUCGUGACAUGGACGUCGUCUCUGGAAGUCACACGAGUCGCCUGGAGCUGUCGGCGCUGGUGGGCUACCAGAUGCUGGAGUUCCUCUUCGGCAGCCGGCAGCCUCGCCCGGCCUUGAAGGGAGUUCUCGGCCUGAGAAACCUUGGCAACACUUGCUUCAUGAAUGCGGGGCUGCAGUGCCUCUGCCAUCUGAAGCCUUUGAGCCGGUAUAUCCUCUCCGGUGAGGCAGCCGAUGAGGUCAAUCGGAGCAGCGACCGAGGCUCCCAAGGACAACUUCUUGAUGCUUUCGCCGAGCUGCAGGACGCCAUGUGGAAUCCGAACUCGGCGUCAGCAAUCAACCCGCAUUCCCUGCACCAGACGCUGAUGAAGUUGGCCCCCCACCUUUUCGAGGAUUACCAGCAGCAGGAUGUGCAGGAAUUCCUCGCUUUCUUCCUGGAUACCCUGCACGAGGAUCUCAACCGCGUGCGAAAGCGCCCGAAGCCCCAGACAGAGGCUGAGGAGGAGGAAGACGAGCGUCAGGCGGCUGCAGGAGGAGAGGAAUUUGCUUCGGCCUUGUCCUGGAUGCGACACCUUGAACAGGGGAAGUCGUUUCUGGUGGACUUGUUGCAGGGGCAGCUGCGCUCCUCUGUCACCUGCAGCUGCUGUGGGCACAGCUCUCGCCGCUUCGAGGCUUUCCUUUACCUGUCCCUCCCAGUGACCUGGGAGAUGACGACCGUGCGCGAGGCUCUCGAGAAGUAUCUUGAACGUGAGACUCUUGUCGGAGAUGAGCAGUGGUUCUGCCCCAAGUGCAAGCAAAAGGUCGAUGCGACAAAGAAGAUAGACCUGUGGAAGCUUCCACCAGUUCUGGUUGUGCACUUGAAGCGCUUCGAGUUCGAUAUGCACAGCUGUCUAUAUCAGAAGAUAGACACUCACCUGAGAGCUCCAGAGCUCUUUGACCUUUCCUCCUUGUGCUUUUCGGAGCAGAAAGACGGGGCAGCCUAUCGAGUCACUUGCGUGGCGAAUCAUUUGGGGGGGUACGGGUCGGGACACUACACUGCCACCUGCCGCGUUGGUUGUCCCACGACCGGACCCUUCCACUACUUCGAUGACUCCUGUGUGGAGAGAUUGAGCUCGCAGCAGCCUGUUGGGGCCAAUGCCUACGUGAUCUUUCUUACCCGGAGCGGACCAUCGCAGGCCAUCAGCGAAGCUGCCCGGAAUGUCAUUACUCGGCAAACGAUCACAGCACCACAGAACUGGCCUCACAUGGCUUCAGAGCGCAACUCCAUUUUGCAUUCUAUGCUGCGUGCAAGGCGACAUGACGGCGUCCUUCUGCAAGGGUGGCUGAACAAGAGAGGGCCUGCGGCCGAUUUCAAGUGGGUCCGAAGGUGGUGCGUGCUGCACCCAGAUCGACUGAGCUACUUUGCGGACGAGGAGCAGGAAGUCAAGAAAGGCGAAAUUCCCGUGCUAAACACGAGCAUGUGUGUGGCUUUCAGCUCCAGCGGCGCGCCGGGCGAUUCUGUGAAGCACAAGGCGCAGUUCCCGUAUGGCUUUGUUCUGGAUCCGAACCCAGCAGCCGGAAGACAGCGCCAGCUCUUCUAUUUCGAUGCAGAGGACAACAGAAGCUUGAACCGCUGGACCUCUGCGCUAUCCAAAGCCUGCCGCUCACGGAUCGAGACACUGGAUUCAUUCCUGGAGCAGCCGCUGGACAUCUGCGAGGAGAAGCUCUAG
This is a messenger RNA of Symbiodinium sp. CCMP2592, 2820 nucleotides long. NCBI's taxonomy places the organism in Eukaryota, Dinophyceae, Suessiales, Symbiodiniaceae. The record is from the annotation of a GenBank genome assembly.